AUGGCUGCUUCUCUGAGACAGAGGUUUCUGCAUGUGCUGUGUUGCAGGGUGCGUCCCCGGGUGUCCUCCGGGGGCGACCCGGGUCACGGGGGCGGCACGGAGGCCGAGGAAUCGCUCCUGAUGGAGGGGUUUCUGUUUAAGAGGACCAGGAGUGUGUUAAAAACCUGGAACAGGCGGUGGUUCAUCAUACAAAACGAUCAACUUCUCUACAAGAAGAGGUUUAAGCGUGACUUCACGGUGCUGGCGGAAGACCUGCAGCGCUGUUCGGUCCAGAGCUGCGAGGAUGCCGGGCGCCGCUUCUGCUUCCGGGUGGUCACGCCCACAAGGAGGAAUCAGACGAGUACAAGAAUGAUUCAGAAUCAGAUUCCUCGAGCAAGCAGACAGACUCCCAGGGACCGUAUGGUGGAUGGGAACCAGAUACUUGUGAUGACUUUCCAGGAGCUUAUUGGGUCACAGGGACUACCGAGUACCACCCUGGCCCCUGACUGCCCUUUAGCCCCAGACUUGAACCCAAUUGAGCAUCUGUGGGACCUCCUCAAUGGUCGUGUUGGCUUUUUGGAUCCUCCCCUGGAUGUAGAAGUUCCAUGCGCUGUACCCGAGACAGACGACACCACAGAGGGAACGUCACGUGUGGUUGAGGACGUCUCUGAGCUGCACAAGUGCUAUGAGGUUUACAAAACCAUUGGAUCAGGUGGUUAUGCGACGGUCAAGCUCGGCAGGCACAUUCAGACUCAAGAGCCAGUGGCCAUCAAGAUCCUGGAGAAGAAAGAGCUCGGGGAUGAGUUGUCUGAUUUGAGGAUCGAGAUUGAAGCCCUGAAGAACCUCAAUCAUCAGCACGUGUGCCGCUUGUACCAAGUCAUGGAGACUGCUGACCAGAUCUACCUGGUUCUUGAGUUUUGUCCGGGUGGAGAUCUGUUCGACCACAUCGAUAAUAACGACAUGUUGUCGGAGGAGGAGACGCGCAGGAUCUUCCGUCAGAUCGUCUCGGCACUGGCCUACGUCCACAGCCAGGGAUACGCCCACCGUGACCUUAAGCCAGAAAACAUGAUGCUGGAUGAGAAGAACAACAUCAAGCUCAUCGACUUUGGUCUCUGUGCCAAACCAGAGGGUGGAUUGGGUACUGCUCUGAUUGAGGGCUGUGGAACCCCUCCCUACUUGGCACCAGAAGUCAUUGAUGAGCAACCCUAUCAUGGUGCAGAGGCAGAUGUUUGGAGCUUGGGUGUUGUCCUAUAUGUCAUGCUGUGUGGCUACCUCCCGUUCGACGGUGACAACUUUGUGGAGCUCCAUGAACAAAUCACUAAAGGACAUUUUGACACUCCUGACUGGCUGUCUCCUGGUUCUGUACUGCUGAUUAAGGAAAUGCUGCAGAUGUGUGUGGUUCCAGAGCAGCGCAUAAAGGUGGAGCAUCUGCUGGAUCAUGAGUGGGUAAUGAAGGGCUACAGCAGCCAUGUGGAAUGGCACAGCACAUGCCCGCUGGAUCAUCUAGAUGAGGAGAGCAUCACCGAGAUGGCUGUGAUGUUCAGACAGUCCAACCAAAGCACCAAGCAGCUGGUGUGUGAGUGGAAGUUUGAUCAGACCACAGCUACGUAUCUUUUGCUCUUGAGAAGGAAGCAGCGCAGUAGUCCAGUGUGUAGCUGAGCGGACGUGUAAGAAAUCCAGCAGGAGACGUUGUCGGCGCAUCAAGGAGGGACGAUGGUGGAGCCGUCCAAUCAGGACUUGUUACAUCUCAAUUUCACAUUUCAAUGAUUGUUGCAGAUGUUUCUCUCUAACCCAUCCUCUCUCUCUCUCUCUCUCUUUCUCUUUUUACCAGAACAAUGCAUUUUGGGUAUCUGUGUGUGACUGGUUAGAGGAACUCCACUGAGGUGCCGCCCUUGUUGAUCCACACAGCUGUAUGAGAAGUGUAGAACAUGGAUGACCAGGAUCAACAGGCCUCAAAAUCUUAUAACAUUAAAUAAUAAAUAAAU
Molecule: messenger RNA, 1964 nt
Organism: Trichomycterus rosablanca
Lineage: Eukaryota; Metazoa; Chordata; Actinopteri; Siluriformes; Trichomycteridae
Product: maternal embryonic leucine zipper kinase-like
Exons: 17
Coding region: 1-1638 (545 amino acids)
Biological process (GO): protein phosphorylation; intracellular signal transduction
Cellular component (GO): cytoplasm
Molecular function (GO): protein serine/threonine kinase activity; ATP binding
Source: RefSeq, a predicted model, not a curated record